AAUUAUCGAAGGUCCAAGGCACUUCCUUCUCCUUCCUCACCCUUUCUCCUUCUCUGAGAUCUUCCCCCCUCUCUCUCCUGUUCUUCCUCAGCUUUCUCCUUCUUUACGUCAUACACAGAAAUUCUAGCCCCAAUCUACAUCCUUCCUUGGUUUUUCUCGACUUUCUUCUCAUCUUCCAACGACGAGUUGCAGUCCACUUACAGGACAGGAUACAGUUCCUGUUGCUAUUCCAUUUGCAGGUGCUUGCCGAGUUGCUUUCUUGUAACUACUGAUACUGUGAACUGAAUUGAAAAUGGAUUUGAAUCCCAUUAUGGAUGCAUUUGAUCGUGUCACAAAGAAGCAAAAGUUGUCCAUUUCUAAAACCCAAGAAGUGAUUGACCAGAUCAUAGAAGAAAUUGAAAAGGAAAUAGGAGCAAUACAGUCAGACUCUUCACUUGAUCCUAAAUCUGUGCUUGCUGAGCUUAAGAGAAAGUUGCAAGAAAUUGCCCCACUUAGUCAACUGGAAGGCCCACAGAAGGAACUGAACAUAGCACUGAGCAAGUAUCCAAAGCAGCUUGAGAAAUCCUUCAACUCUGAUAUAUCAAAGGCUUACAGAAAUGUUGAAUUCGACACCCAUGUUGUUAAUGAAAUUAUUGCCAGCCAUUUCUACCGGCAGGGGUUAUUUGAGAUUGGAGACUGCUUUAUAAGUGAGACUGGAGAACCAGAAAGUGCUGCUGCUAUGAGAUGCCUUUUCUCAGAAAUGUACCAGAUACUUGAAGCCAUAAAGAGUAAGAACCUGGAGCCUGCACUAAAGUGGGCUGCCACCAACUCAGAUAAGCUGCGAGAAAACAAGUCAGACCUUCAACUGAAACUUCACCACUUGCAGUUUGUAGAAAUAUUACAAAAGCAAAGCAGAAGCGAAGCUCUCCACUAUCUCAGAACUCACAUAGCUCCUUUUGCUCCCAAUCAUAUGGCCGAAAUCCAGAAGCUCAUGGCUUGUCUUCUGUGGGCUGGUAAGCUUGAUACCUGCCCAUAUCCUGAGUUACUGUCGUCAGGAAAUUGGAACAUGGUUGCCGAGGAGCUAAUGAGGCAGUUCUGCAAUCUUUUGGGGCAGUCUUCUGACAGCCCAUUGAGCGUAACAAUUGCAGCUGGGGUUCAGGGGUUGCCACCUCUUCUGAAGUUUUUGACCGUCAUGUCGGGCAAGAAACAGGAAUGGCAGACAAUGAAGCAGCUGCCUGUCCCGGUGGAGCUGGAUCGGGAGUUCCAGUUCCAUUCCAUCUUUGUAUGCCCAGUAUCUAAGGAACAAUCGACUGAUGACAACCCACCAAUGUUGAUGCCUUGUAGCCAUGUGCUAUGCAAGCAGUCAAUCAAUAAGAUGUCAAAGAAUGGCACCAAAACUUUCAAGUGUCCUUACUGUCCAUCCGAUAUUGAUGCAACACAAUGUAGGCCGGUCUUUUUCUGAUGCUAACCUUAAUUUAUGCAUUAGAUUGUAUCAAGACUCUCUGUGGACUGAAUGUUGUGUAGAAACUAGUCUCAUGUAGCCCUGGCCAUGGUGAUAGUGGCAAAAGCCCUUCUGUUGUUGUGUCUUGUUCGUUGAUGCAUUGCAUUUGUUGUAAAUAUAAAUUCUCAAUUCUUUUUUACAUUUUCUAAUAGAAGCUGAAGUCAGCUUCUUUAGUUCUUUGCCAA
This is a messenger RNA of Tripterygium wilfordii, 1665 nucleotides long. RefSeq names its product protein RMD5 homolog. The transcript has 2 exons. Gene Ontology annotation, cellular component: nucleus; cytoplasm; GID complex. The record is from RefSeq and is a predicted model, not a curated record. The coding region runs from base 293 to 1441 and encodes 382 amino acids. Gene Ontology annotation, biological process: proteasome-mediated ubiquitin-dependent protein catabolic process. Gene Ontology annotation, molecular function: ubiquitin protein ligase activity; protein binding. Lineage: Eukaryota; Viridiplantae; Streptophyta; Magnoliopsida; Celastrales; Celastraceae.